GGUUAUAGUACACCAUGUCCAGAACGUAGUGUGGAAGUCGAAGUACCAAAUUCUGUCAAAAUAGGAGAUAGUGUAACCCUCGUUUGCAAUUAUAAACCCAAAACCAAGGAAGAUGUACUCAUUAAUGUACGUUGGUUUAAAGAAAAUGACGAAUUCUAUCGAUUCACACCAGAUGAGAAGCCUCCCAUGAAAGUAUUUAUUCUGCCUGGAAUAACUGUUGAUGAAAAGAGAAGUUCCGCUAAAACAGUGGUACUGAAAAAUGUGCAAAACCAACUUACAGCAAAUUAUACCUGCGAGGCCAGUUGGACUGUACCGAACAUCGCAACUGCUAAAGCUUCGAAACAGAUGUAUGUAGUUGAUGAAUUAAAAGGUGAGCUUAUACUAACAGUGGAAAACGAUAGUCCUGUUUUUGGCGAAGUGCUACACGGAGUAUGUAUUACUCCUCCAUCUGUAAUUGCGCCAACUUUUACAUGGUUCUUGAACGGACGUCAGGAUUAUAGCUGGUCUUCUCAAGCAAGAAGAAAAAAUAGUAAUGUUCCAAAACGGUUUACCUCUUUUUAUAACCAAAGAGUUGCUUUUGUAGAGGACCGUGCCAAUCUAACAUGUGUUGUAAACAUAGAUCAUAUUUUCAAAAUACAAAAAUCAAUUAUAUUGAAAAAAAAUGAUAAUCAAAGGGGAGAUUAUUUUAAUAGAGACUACCAAGUGAUGUCUGGUAAGUUUUUUCAUUUAAAAUUGUAA
Diabrotica balteata is the source of this 738-nucleotide messenger RNA. The record is from the annotation of a GenBank genome assembly. Lineage: Eukaryota; Metazoa; Arthropoda; Insecta; Coleoptera; Chrysomelidae.